ACCACCUCGCAUCGCAGCCCUUCCUCCCGACCCAUCCGGCCACAGCCCAAUCACUCGCGACGGCGCGCGUAUAUUGCGGCGGACACGAUCUCCCGGUGCGUACGUAGCCCCGCGUUCUAGUGGCGGGACCAUCCAAACAUUCCAUCUCACGCACGAAAAGUGCCGCACACGUCGACAUGGAACCCCCGGAAAACGACAACCCGUUCUUCCCGCCCAAGAGCGGCCGCUGCAUCGUCAACGAGCUGCCCUCCGAGCUCCUCUCGCACAUCUUCACGCUCGGGUGGGCCCCCGAGCGCGACGACGAGCCGGACGAGGACGACUUCGAGGACGUGGACGACGGCGAGUCGGACGACGGCUCGUUCUCGACCGCGUCGUCCUUCUCCGACGACGGCCCCCGCCCGCUGCGCCACGGGCGGGAAGACGCGGAGGACAGGGAGCGCAAGCUGCCGUUCAACGUCCUCGUCUCGCACGUGUGCGCACGCUGGCGCGCCAUCGCGUUGAAAAACUCCCUCCUCUGGACCCACAUACGCUUCGAGGGCCCGCCUCCCUGGGAGCGCGCGCUGAUAUACCUCGAUCGCGCGAGCACCGCUCCGCUCUCCAUCAUCAUCGACCGCACGGUUGAAGAGGAGGACGACCAUUCGGAGUCGGAGUACAGUGAUGACGGAGAUAGACCCAAACCCGAGGACGACGACCCCGACCUGUCCAUAAUCACGGAGAUCAUGGACAUCGUCGUGGCGCAUGUCGACCACAUACAGGCCCUCCAAAUCAUGGUUUCCUUCUACCCACAUAUGCACCGCGCCCUCGUCAAGCUCGGCGCGACCGCUGGUGCGCCAUUGCUAGAGGUCUUGCAGCUCUACCACUACGAGGACACGGACGAGCACGAAAAGUUCAAGCUACAGGAGCUCCGCGAACAGCCCUUCGUGCUCUUCAAUGGAAACGCACCGCGAUUAACGCACGUCGCGCUCUGGGGCGUGCAUCUCAACUGGUCAAAAGAGGGCUCGCCGUUCCUCACCGGGCUAACGGACCUCGAGUUCGCGUACCACGCGCGCGACGUCCGCCCGAGCUACGCCGACUUCACGCGAAUACUACGCUCGUCCCGGGACCUGCGCACGCUGACCCUCUGCAUGUCGUGCCCAGCAGGCGUGCCUGCGGACUGGCGCGAGGAGCGGGAGCCAGAGGACGCCAUGGACGUCGACACGUCCGCGCCGCUCGUCCUCUCCAGGCUAGAAGACCUCGUGCUCGCGUACCUCGAACCGCCCUACGUCCUCGCGCUCCUCACCCGCCUGUACCUCCCCGCGCUCACCUCCCUCGCGCUCGACCUCGAGGAUGACGACUUCUCCGACUUCCUCGCCUACCUCGCCUCCCCGCGCUCGCUCCCCCAGCCGCCCCCGCCCCCGCUCUCCCUGUGCGGCCCCGGCGUCGCCGGCUCCGCGAGCCCCCGCGCGCGCUCGCUCCUCUCGAACAUCACCUCGCUCAAGAUCGCGUCCCUCCGCUGCAACGAGGCCGUCGUGCUCGAGGCGUACAAGCAGCUCGACAAGGUCGCCUCGCUCAACCUCAACAUGCUCUACCUCGACGAGUGCUGGCUCGAGCUCCUCCUGCCCUCGCCGACGCCGUCGACGUCCGCGAACACGAACCAGAACGAGCUGUACCUGCCGCGCCUGGAGGCGCUGACGACGACGGGCGUCGACGGCGCGCGCCUGCGCGAGCUCGUCGAGCUCCGCGCGGCGCGGGGCGCGCCGAUCCGCACGGUGCUCAUGAACCAGGACGACGACCUGGACGAGGAGGACGAGGCGUGGCUGGCGAAGCACCUGGACCGGUUCGAGCUGUUCGAGGGCUCGGACGAGGAGGAGGAGGAGGAGGUCGAGCUCGUGGACCCGUUUGACGACGACGGGGACGAGUGGGAGGACGCGGACGAGGAUGAGGACGAUUUCGAGGACGACUUCGGGGACGCGCCGAUGCUGAUCUUGCCGUUCUGAAGGCUUGUCCGUGUAUGGCUUGGAUGAUGGACCGCGUUGCAGAGGGAGCCGGCUGGCAUCUAGACGAGACUGUGCACGAGAAGGACAUGCGAGAUGUAAGCAGUAGUACAACACAUUAACGGAUUCAUGAGUAGACUAAUACAUGUACAUUGCUGAACGAGCGACGAUGGUUUCGUAACUACACUGCGACUCAGUCUCCUCCGAGCCAACUACAUAUCAUAGUCCAUGGACAUCAAGGAAAAUCAUUACGGGUACAAACGUGCAACUCGUGAAAAGCACGGCGAGCAACGAAGACACAGAACAAACGGCAAGCACUCCGUACAAUCUCCAGCAGCAGCGCGCAAUCAUCAUGAGAUCUGGUCCUUGCCAGCCGGAGCCGGAGCUAGCGACGGUUGCACGAGAGGGACUUCCGCAAGGCCGAACACGACGUCCGGCACCCCAGCCUCCUCCUCGCCCUCCUCGCCCCACCCGUCGAGACCGCGCGCCUUGCCCUUCUCGCCCGGGGAGAGCUGGUGCAGCUCCGCGUCCACAGACGGGGGCACGUACGCCGACCGGUGCGGGUUCGGCAUCGCGACCAUGACCGCGACGCGCACCUCCGCCGCGCGCUGGACAGGAUCCUGCUGCUCCAGCGGUAUCGCCGGUGUCCCCAACACGCCCUCGGCGUCGUUGCCGCUGCUCGCGUUUGCGCUUGAUGCGGGCGUGGCGGGGGACGGGUUUGGACGCGCGCCCGUCCUGUUCCGGCUGAGGCGGUUGCGUGGGAGGACGUACGCCGCGCCUUCAAAAAGGGCACGGAUGCGAGGCUGGCGACCUGCUGGGGGAUUCUGGGAGGACGCGAUGUCCGUCUCGGCGGGGGUGUCUUUGGUUUCUGGCUUUUCGGAGGUGACGCUGCCGGAGAAGGGCAUGAUCUUUUCCCAGCUCCCGUCCUGCGGACUGGACGACGAGAAGUACGGGGGGAGCACGCUGACGUCGAACAGCGUUGGCCGCUGCAGCUUGCGGCGGUACGCGCGACCGAAGCCGCCUGAGCCGUCGUCGCUCGGAGAGAGCAGAACCCCUGCGGCGAUAGCCUCUUCUAGGCGGCGGCGGAAGCGGCGACGGAGGAAGAUGCCGCGCAUGAUGAUGGCGGAGGAGAUGGCGAGGAGGAGGAAGAGGGUCGCGAGGAACGUAAAUAGGUAUAGCGAGGACGACGGGGGACCCAUUCCCCCGCUGCUCUGAGUGCUGGUGCUCGAGCUAGCCGCAUCGCCAGUCGUAUGUGUGGCGAAGAACGGGGAAGAUGUCGAAUUUGAUGCGGUUGGCACCAGGGUAGAACUAGAGGCUCCAGACCCGUCAGAGGAUGUGGUAGUCAAGCUUGUCGUGGGAGACGUGGACGAGGAGGGGCUCGUCGAAUGCGAGUUUCGGCUCGACGAACUCGACGAGGUAGCGG
Molecule: messenger RNA, 3396 nt
Organism: Dichomitus squalens LYAD-421 SS1
Lineage: Eukaryota; Fungi; Basidiomycota; Agaricomycetes; Polyporales; Polyporaceae
Exons: 3
Coding region: 177-1976 (599 amino acids)
Source: RefSeq, a predicted model, not a curated record